AUGAUUUUCAUUCUGGUUUAUGUCGACGACAUUUUAGUUACUGGUCCAAACUCUGCUGCCUGUAACCAUGUUAUUCAGCAACUGAGUUCCCUGUUUCCUAUCAAGGAUUUGGGUCCGCUGCACUACUUUCUUGGUCUUGAAGUCAAAAGAUCUUCUGCUGGUAUCUUUCUAUCUCAGACUAAAUACAUAUUGGAUUUGUUAUCCAAGGCCAACAUGACUGGCGCCAAACCUUGCAGUACUCCUCUCAGCACCUCCAAACUUGAUCAUGAUUCUCCCUUAUGUGACAAUGCUUCUGAGUAUCGUUCCCUGGUUGGUGCUCUGCAAUAUCUCACCUGGAUCUCAGUUUUGCAGUUAAUUAAUCUUGUAUGCCAAUAUAUGCACACUCCCAAACUUUCCCAUCUUCAGGCUGUAAAGCGUAUUCUAAGAUACCUAAAGGGAUCUCUUGAUAUUGGUCUCUGGUUCUCCAAGUGUUCCACUCCUCCUACUCUCACUGCCUUCUCGGACGCUGAUUGGGCUGGCUGUGCUCUUGACCGCCGGUCCACUGGAGGUUACUGUGUCUAUUUUGGUAACUCUUUGAUUAGCUGGAGUGCUAAGAAGCAACCGACUGUUGCUCGCUCUUCCACCGAAGCAGAGUACCGCUCUCUUGCUAAUACUGCAUCUGAAAUCACCUGGCUCUGUCAAUUACUAUCGAAUAUUGGCUACUGCUUACCUACCACUCCUCAUCUUUGGUGUGACAAUAUUUCCGCUAUAUCUCUAGCUAAAAAUCCUGUCUUUCAUGCUCGGACAAAGCAUGUAGAAAUCGACUAUCAUUACAUUCGGGAAAAGGUCCUUGCUAAGCAGAUCUCUGUCCAUUUUGUCUGCACUCAAGACCAAGUAGCCGAUAUCUGCACCAAGUCUCUGUCCAAGCUUCGUUUCCUCUUCCUUCGUGACAAACUUCAACUUCGACAACCUAAGUUCAGUUUGCGGGGGGAUAUAAAGGGUAAUAUUGUAAAUGUAUCUUCUUAG
Messenger RNA from Malus domestica (apple), 1005 nucleotides. NCBI's taxonomy places the organism in Eukaryota, Viridiplantae, Streptophyta, Magnoliopsida, Rosales, Rosaceae. The record is from RefSeq and is a predicted model, not a curated record.